AUGACAAUAACCGACAUUUCGUCAGUGGGUCCAAUAGAAACGUAUAAAGUCGAUGCACAAACACCACUUAAGUCAGCUAUCGAAAAUUUAUCGCAAAAUGUCCAACUGACCCAGUGGAUGGCAGCACCCGCGACUUACGAGUACGCGAUAAACGAAAUUCGCCAGAAAUCGCAUCAGGUGCUAAUACAGUAUUUACCAGAUACUCUUUUGUGCCAACUGCAACAAUUCAAUGAGCGUUCUAUACCGCAAAUGCUCAUUGUCACAGGAUUACCGUUUGAUGGGCUCCAAGAAACGGAGUUGGCCGAAUGUUUUCUAUUGGGUCUUUCCUCCAUUAUGAAUAUGAAGCCAUUCACAUACAAGAAUGAAUAUAAUGGGCGUUUAUUGCAUCACGUGAAACCCGAUGUGAAACAUGAAUAUUCGAAAAUGGGUGUAAAUUCCAAGGCAAACCUUGAUCUGCACGUGGAAAAUGCAUUUGAUCCUUGCCGACCAGACUGUAUGGCUCUUUAUUGUCUGACUGGAGAUCAAGCGGCCAAGACUACAUUGUACUCGGUAACAAAAUUACUUUCAAAGAUGGAUAAAAGUCUGAGCGAUCAAAUGGAAUCCAUUGGCAAAAAGAAUGAAUUUCUGUUUCAACAUCCUCAAAGUUUUAGUGCCGGAAAAGCCGAUGUCGGAGCACUAAUUUUCGAGCUUCCUAAGGGAGAAACCGCUAUACGGUUCUCUACACCUCUUAGCGGCCGCAGCGAGGAAGCGGAACGGCUUAAAGAACAGCUUCAGCGUUUUUUCAAUACGGAAGAAGGACGUCCAGAUGGAUACUGUUUGCAGCGUGGUGAUUUGCUUAUUUGGUCGAAUCAUACAAACCUGCACGGUCGAACUGCGUAUGCGCCUAACUAUGAGCCCUCCGCUCAACGAUUGCUGGUCCGUAUGUUUAUGGCGAUUGAUCACACGCUGCCAUUAUUAAGAGACUAA
Didymodactylos carnosus is the source of this 966-nucleotide messenger RNA. The record is from the annotation of a GenBank genome assembly. Lineage: Eukaryota; Metazoa; Rotifera; Eurotatoria; Philodinida; Philodinidae.